GGACCGCCGGGCAGCUUGAGGCUCCGAACUCUCCUCCCCUGCAGCCCCAGCCGGAGGCGCCGGAACCGCACAGACGCCGAAGGAGGCUCGUCCUGCCACCCCGGGAAGCAACCCCCCCCCCCGGCUGGCCCGCCAUCCAACUGACUCUCUCUCAUCCGGGGAAGACUCCCCCAUCGCCGACCCAGGGCGUGGGCCAGAGGACACAGCACCACCAGCCGCGACUAACCCAGAGCAGCAUCCUCACCUCACUAGGCGCGGAAGUUCCGGAAGCCCCCGCGACAAGCCCCCCAGCGCAGCCCUCGAGCCUCUUCCCAACUCCCCGGCGGCACCCGCUGCAGGCCGUCUGCGCCACUGCCUGAUGCUUCUCAGCUGUGUUUUUAAAAAAACUGUUACCGCACAGAGGCCUAACUCAAAUACUUGUAUCGUAUUAUGAUGAUAUAAUUUAAGUUAAUUUAAACCUGGCUUGACUUUUAUGCCGUCCCCGCUCGGCUACGAACAGGCGAAAGCUCAGGCCGCCUCUCGUGAGGUCCUCUCUCCCAGAAGCUCUCAGUCGCUCCUCCCCACUCCGAGCCCGCCUCUUCCCGUGGGCGGGGUUACCGGUCGGCGCGGCCGGGGUCGCGCCAGUGCGCAGCCGCGAGAGGGCGGUACCACGGCGGCUGCGACAUGGGGGGGCGCGGAGCAGACGCCGGAAGUAGCGGUGGUACAGGUCCCACCGAGGGGUACUCACCGCCGGCAGCGUCCACCCGCGCCGCGGCUAAAGCCAAGGCCCGAGGGGGUGGGCGUGGUGGCCGCCGGAACGCAACACCUUCUGUUCCCUCUUCUCGCGGAGCGGCGCCGCGUCGCUCCCCUCCACCGGCUGCCAUGAGCGAGCGCCUCCGCCCCAGGUGA
Messenger RNA from Leptonychotes weddellii (Weddell seal), 888 nucleotides. NCBI's taxonomy places the organism in Eukaryota, Metazoa, Chordata, Mammalia, Carnivora, Phocidae. The record is from RefSeq and is a predicted model, not a curated record.